AUGUGGGAAGACAACAACCCCCUUUCCUACGGCGCUUCGCCGCCGGGGUCACCGUAUGGUCAUAUCCAGUCACCAUUUAGCCAUCACCGACCGUCGUCUCCGAGCGCUGAAUCAUCUGAAAAUGACGAGGUUCCGGAUUUCACGAGCAAACCGAGAGAUCUUUCGGAGGAUAACGCGGAGGCACCGGAUACUGCUCCUGGAAGAACAGUACACGACGAAAAUGAUGAUGAUAUUGAUGAAGAGGAAGAGGAUUACUAUGGUGGGAGAAGGAAGAAAGGGGGGUAUACCAGCAGAGCCGAGCAGAUAAUGUGGGAAAACAAGGAUUUGGAGAUUUAUAUUGUUGAUGCUGGUAAGAAUGUUGAUGGGAGUGGAGGGAAUUUUAUUGUUUAUACGAUACGGACUGGAGAUCUGGAAGUUCGAAGACGGUACUCAGAGUUCGCAUCUUUGAGAGCGAAUCUAGUGCUUUUGCAUCCUACGUUGAUCAUCCCACCAAUACCAGAGAAACACUCAAUGUCAGAUUAUGUAGCUGCACCGACAAGGGCAAAAGAGGAUCAGGGGAUAAUCGAACACAGAAGACGUAUGCUGGGUGUCUUUCUCAAUCGCUGUGCGAGGAUGAAGCAGAUACGAAAGGAUUCGGUUUUUCUACGGUUCUUGGACCCUAAUGCUAGCUGGAGCGAGGUUCUCCAUUCAGCUCCGAUAUCUGGCCUACCGAAGCAUCCAUUACGGGCACCCCCAAUAGAUCCGGCACGACCCUCGCCAGCUCAUCAGUAUCUCCCGAUUCCACCAGCAAAUGCGAAGCUAAAGCAUAUCCCCUCACCUCCCACAUCGCCACAAGAUUCUCGGCCUUCGGGGUUCACACAUGUUCGCAGUCUCCCGUCGCCAAGUGCAAAUUUAUCAGAAGCUGAACUGGACCCUUAUUUCAUCACAUAUGAAGGAAACACUCGUGCCUACGAAACUUUACUCACAUCCGGCGUGGAAAAGGUGAAUCGUAGAAUGCUUAAUAGGCUUUCUAACCUUUCAACCGAUCUAGCGGAGCUGGGCGCACGGUACAAUGCAUUUUCAUUAUCCGAACCUGCUCCCACGCUGGGGCCCGCAAUAGAGAAAGUUGGGCAGGCAGUUGAUUCUACUUACUUGGCGACUGAGGAACUGGCGGCUGGUCUCGCAUCUGGGUUUACGGAGCCUAUUCGGGAAUCGGCGCAGUUUGCGGGAGUGGUGAGGAAUGUGCUGAAGUAUAGGAUGAUGAAGAGGGUUCAAGAGGAGAUUACGAGGGAUGAAUUGGCGAAAGCAAAGAUGAAGCUUGAACAGUUGGAGAAGAGUGAGUUGGAGGCUAGAAGAAUUGAGCAUUACCUUGCGGGGAGUGGGGUUGCUGCGCCGCCGAGUGUAGAGGCACAGAGAAGGAAUUCGGAGAGUAGUUUGAAUCAGCAACAACAGGGCGGUGGUGGUGGGGGUAGUAGGAGUAGUGGGGAUUCGGAUGCUGGGAGCGUGGAUAGUGAUUUCCCACCAACACAUUCGAGCCCCAUGCCGCCGCCGAUUUCGACGACACCGGUACCGUAUCCUCAAGGACCACAGCAAGGAGGGGCUGGCGGGGUGUCACCGCAGCAUAGGAAGGCUAGUUCAUUUUCGAAUCCGUUGUCUUACCCUGUGUCCAAGAUCUUUGGGAAGUUGACGCAUGCGGUAUCUGGAAUUGUGGAUGCAGAUCCAGAGACUACAAGGCGGAAUAAUAUUGGAAAGACAAGGGAGACCUUGGUGCAGUUAGAAGCAGCGCUCCAGGUGUCUGGAAGAGAUGUGGAGGAGGCAGGAAAGAGUGUCCUCGCGGAUCUACACCGAUUCCAGGCGGAGAAAGAGGAGGAUAUGAAGAAACUGAUGGUCAACUUUGCAAAGUGCCAAAUCGAAUGGGCGAAGAAGAACCUAGAUUCUUGGGAGGAAGCGAAAGCUGAGGUUGAUAAGAUUACUGUGAGGUAA
Messenger RNA from Orbilia oligospora ATCC 24927, 1962 nucleotides. RefSeq lists its product as uncharacterized. Gene Ontology annotation, molecular function: phosphatidylinositol binding. Bases 1 to 1962 code for a protein of 653 amino acids. The transcript has 4 exons. Gene Ontology annotation, biological process: retrograde transport, endosome to Golgi. Lineage: Eukaryota; Fungi; Ascomycota; Orbiliomycetes; Orbiliales; Orbiliaceae. The record is from RefSeq and is a predicted model, not a curated record.